ACUGCUCUGGAGGAGUGUCCUGCCACCACACGGGGGGCUAUCUCCCAAAGGGGCCCAUCCUCCUCAGCUCAUCCAACCACCCCCUCCCUCCCAGGACAGCCCCUCCCUGAGGAGGCCUUGCCCUCAAAUGGGAGCCCCCAGCCCGGAUCGGAUCAGACCUCUAGGAAGGAGGAGCCUACCAUGGACCGGACCUCCCCCGAGAAGCAAAGCUCUCCUGCCAGCCAGGGCCCAGAGAAGAAAGCCUCCCCCUCGUGCUGCCCACCGCCAGGCAUGGCCGGCUCUGAGCCAGAGCGUCUGUGGGGCAAGCGAUGGCUGUUGCAGCAGGAGGUACCACAGCAGAACUGGAUGCCGAGGGCGUCUCCUGCCACCUCCCACUGGGGGAAGGAGCUCGUGUCGUCGCCCAUGGAGAGGGCUCAGCAGCGUGUCCUGACUGUGGCACUGGAGGAGUGUCCCAUGGUACCAGAUGCUGAUCUGCAGCAGGAAGAUCUGCUGACACCAUCAUCUCCUAGCACGGCUGAUCAGCUGACGGCAUCUUCCUCCUCAGCCCAAUGGCAGCACUGCUCACAGCCAGCAGAUCCUGCCCCAGGAGAAAUUGAGCCAUCUGGCAGCCUCCUUCCCUCCUCCUCCUCUGCCUGGCCUCCUCCCAUCUGUUCACUGCUGCGCCCCCAGGCCUCGGCCCCCCGCUUCCGGCACUGGGGCAUCACCCCUUUCUUCCAGACUGUCAAAUCCAAGCUGGAGACCUUCGCCGACAUCUUCCUGAGCCCCGUCAAGCCACGCCUGUGCCCCCCACCUCCUCCCCGGCUGGAGGAGGGGGAGGGGCAGUCGGCAGAGCCCCCCUGCCCUGAGGAGGAGCCAGCACAGAGCCAGGGUGGGCCGAGCCAGCCGGGGGCACGCAGCCCACGCCAGGGGAUGAACAUCGAGGUGAAAAUUGCCAUCUCGGAACCAGCGGAGCGGAGGGGCCCUGGCAAGGCCGAAGAUGAUGAGGAGGGGGAUGGCGUUGUGAGCCGCAGACCCUCCAUCCGCCAGUGGCGCCUGAGCCCUGAGGACCCCGGCCAGCCCCGCCUGGGCCGCAGCUACUCCUGCCCUGACUUCCCUUGGGCUAUGCCGUCGCCCUUGCCAGCGCCCGCCCCCUGCCCAGCACGCCGGCGCCGCCACACGGUCUGCAGCCUGGAGGUGUCGCGGGAGUUGCUGUGGGACCAUCCCUCGCCCCGUGCCCUGCCCUGCCUGCGCAAGGAGGUCUUCCCCUUCCUUCUCCCAUCCUCUCGUCGUUCGCUCAGCCCAGUGGUGCGCAUGGCCCGCUGUGAUGAGACCUGUUCUUCCUGCCCGGGGCCACCCCGCCACGAGGAGUCUGCCGCUGCCCUGCUCCACCCCAGGGACCGCUCCCAGGGCUCGGAGCAGGGGGACAGGGGCCAUGGCACCACCACAGGCAGGAUUGUGCUGUCACACACAGAUGCCAAGAGCUCCCAGGAAGGGACCACAGGGAAAGUGUCCCACUUCCGCAUCCGCAAGACUCCCUCCAAACAGCAAGCGAACCUCACGCCCAUGGGCCUGCCCCGGCCAGUCAGGUUAGACAAGAAGGAGUUCAGUCUGGAGGAGAUCUACACCAAUAAGAACUACCGCACUCCCACCGAAAAGAGGACCUUUGAAACCAUCUUCGAGGAGCCUCGGGAGCGGAACGGGGCACUGGUGCUCACCAGCCAGCGCAAACUGAAGCGCACCAUGGAGUUCCAGGACAGCAGCCUGCCCCGCAAGCAGCGCCGGUCCCGGUCCCGGGGGAGGCUGGCAGGGCGGGUGCCCGGUGGGCGCCGGGCCCCACCCCAGCACCCCAACCUGGAGGAACUUUUGCGCCAGCGCCUGGCUGAGCUGGAUGCCCUGUUUGAAGCCGAUAGGGACUAGGGGGCACUUCAUUGUCCAAAUACACACUGGGGGCAUCAAACCAGAGACUGGGGUGGGCAACUCCCAGAAUCCUGUGGGAUCCCAGGAGAGUGGUUAUGUCCUAGGAUGCUCCCAGUAUCCUCAGCUCUCCCAGGGAGCAUCUCUCUUUGGGACAUACUCAGAAUAUUCUGCUCGUGGGUCCUCCUCUUAGAGCCAUCAUGCCCUCCAGGGAUGCUCCCAGAAUCCCCGGGGCUCCUGAAUCGAUGUCCGGGCAGGGAUCUCUCUGGGAGGAUGUAUUAGCUCUGCCCAGAAUCCUUUGCUUCCCAGGAGACAUCUCCCCUUUGAGCCCUGGUUCUGCCCACAAUUGACUGCUUGCCUGAGGGCAGCUCUUAGCUCAGGCAGAUCUGGAAGAAGCUGGGGCACCCGUCCUGAAGCCAGUCACUAAGAUGCCUCCACUGCUGCUCCCCUCACAAGCUCCUGGUCCAGUCCAGGAGCAGGGUAGGGGAGUGAAGGUCCAGCAGGUGUACCAAACCUUCCCUUUCUCUGUACUUAGUUGCCUACGCACAAAUCCUCCUGGUGCCUCCAUCCUCCCGGUGCCUCUGUCUAGCACCCCCAGCGGUGGAACGUGCUGGGGCAGAUUGUUUAGCAGGGCAAGUAUUGGCCAUUUUAGGGUCACCUUCCACUGGGUACCUUGGGGUCAAGUGGCCUUUGUCCAGUCAGGCUGGGAUAUAAGGGCAGGAAGAGGGACUUGUGGGUAAAGGCACCAGGGCGUCCGUUCCCUGUGUGUAUUGGGGAGAGGAGGGCAUUUUCCCUCUGAAGGGCACUGGUAGGAGCCCUGCGCAUGGAGCAUCUCCGGAGCUGGGCCCUAUUGGGCCACUCAGUGGAUGUGUGGUUUUAUGUGUGUGUGGUUUUUUUUUUUUUUUUUGAGAUCUAUAUUUCUAUUAAACUUUUCAACAAAAACAUCCACCCUGUUGU
Molecule: messenger RNA, 2850 nt
Organism: Pelodiscus sinensis (Chinese soft-shelled turtle)
Lineage: Eukaryota; Metazoa; Chordata; Testudines; Trionychidae
Source: RefSeq, a predicted model, not a curated record